Molecule: messenger RNA, 1566 nt
Organism: Penicillium crustosum
Lineage: Eukaryota; Fungi; Ascomycota; Eurotiomycetes; Eurotiales; Aspergillaceae
Product: carboxylesterase/lipase family protein
Exons: 3
Coding region: 1-1566 (521 amino acids)
Molecular function (GO): cholinesterase activity
Source: RefSeq, a predicted model, not a curated record
AUGGUCUUUCCUAUAUUUUCCUUAUUAGCCCUCAGCCUGGUGGUGCCGCUCAUCGUCGCGUAUCCUAAUUGCUCAGUCGAGGGUGCAUAUCCCACGGCUAUCAUAGCCAGCGGUACCAUAGUUGGCACAACUACGCAACCAUCAUCACCUACAGCGACUGUAAAUAAAUACCUCGGUAUCCCGUUCGCACAGUCUCCGCCCAUCCGAUUUUCGCCCCCUGAAAACCCCCUACCUUGGAAUUCACCGUUGAACGCGACAGAAUUCAAGCCCGCUUGUAUUCAGCAAUUUAUGAAUGAUGAGUUUGGGAAGAUAUUCAACAAUCCGCCUUUACCAGAGAGCGAAGAUUGCCUCUACCUCAAUGUGUUUGCCCCGGGGGGCUCGGUUCCAGGCGCCGAUAAGCCAGUCAUGUUUUGGAUACACGGUGGGAGCUUUCAGCUUGGCUCUGCCAGCGUCCCAGAAUACGACGGCUCUGUGAUAGCAGCACAGCAUGAUGUUAUUGUUGUAACCACAAAUUAUAGAACGAACGUAUUUGGCUUCCCUGCCUCGCCACAGAUUGCCCUAGAACAAAGGAAUCUCGGGUUUAUGGAUCAAAGACAAGCACUCACCUGGGUAACCAAAAACAUUCGAGCUUUUGGGGGCGAUCCAUCAAAAGUGACGGUAUUUGGUGAAUCGUCAGGGGGCUAUUCUGUGAAACAGCUCCUCGCCAACCCUCCUAGUCCAUUACAGUUCCGUGCUGCCAUCAUGCAAAGUCAGGCCUUGGGGGAUCAAGGUGACGGGGACAAAUCCUGGGCAGCUUUGGCGGAUGAUCUAGGGUGUAACUCGACAACGUCUGGAAUCUCGCAACUCGAGUGUAUGCGGUCCUCUCCUGCUGAUCAAAUCAGAGCUAUUCUCAACAGCGGUACCCUCGGCUUCCCACCAGCUGUUGAUAACAAGACCAACAAUGGCAAUUUUGAGGCAGCCAUCAACGCGCACACCGUCGCCAACGUGCCAAUUCUUCUUGGAACCAACGCAGACGAAGGAACCGUGUUGACUUCUGUUAUGCCGGACUCCCAGAUUCUUUUGCAGAACUUUUUGGGUAACGACACUCACUCCCAAGCCCUGGCUCGUGCAGCUUACCCCCAUGACGCCACCGAGAAAGAGCUAAAAUCCCGCAUUGUUACCGACUAUCUCUAUACCUGUACGACGUCUGCAAUCGCCAAUGUGCUCAACGAUGCCAAUUAUAAAGUGUGGCGGUAUUACUUCAAUGCAAGCUUCCCUAACACUCAGCCCUUCCCAGGAGCGGGCGCUUGGCAUACAUCUGAGAUCUCUCUCGUUUUUGGUACCUACCCGAGGAAUUACAUGACCACACCUCAGCAGAUUGAAUUAAGCAAAUUUAUGCAGCAUUCUUGGGCUUCUUUUGCCAAGGAUCCGGAAAGAGGUCCCGGCUGGACAAUGAUUGAGGGUGGGAAGGAGGACUUGCAGGUAAUCGGAGCGAAUGGGACAUCAUGGGGGCAACCGGCCAGCAUAGAAUCCGUUGAAGAUAUCUGUAGUGUUUAUUCUCCAGCGAUCAGAAUAGGGGGCUUGUAG